Molecule: messenger RNA, 541 nt
Organism: Vigna umbellata (rice bean)
Lineage: Eukaryota; Viridiplantae; Streptophyta; Magnoliopsida; Fabales; Fabaceae
Source: RefSeq, a predicted model, not a curated record
UAGGAGUUAUCAAUAAUGGACAGUUUUCAACAGAGCAUUUAUGUGCUCUUAAACUUUUGCAUUAAUGCCCCCAUAACUCAUUUCUGCAUUCCUUCUUUUCUCUUUCAGUGGAUGCCAGAACUGCGUAGAUUUGCACCUAAUGUUCCAAUUGUUCUUGUUGGUACAAAGUUAGAUCUCCGUGAAGACCGGGGUUAUCUGGCUGAUCACAUGGGAUCUAAUGUCAUAACAUCUGCUGAGGGGGAAGAACUGAGGAAACAAAUAGGUGCAGCAGCUUACAUUGAGUGCAGUUCAAAGACUCAACAGAAUGUCAAAGCAGUGUUUGAUACUGCAAUUAAAGUUGUGCUUCAACCUCCAAGGAGGAAAGAAAUGGCUAGGAAGAAAAGGCAUAGAAGGUCUGGUUGCUCGUUUGUAAGUAUUGUGUGUGGAGGUUGUGCUGCUUAACACAUCUAUUGCACCGUCACUUUUGAUAUGGAUGUUAUUUUGCAAAAGCUUCAAGGUCCAAGUGUGGAAACCUGACAUCUAAUCACAAUUUCAGAAUGUG